CAAUGCUCGGCGUUAACGCGAUCGGGCUAUAUAUACGGCGCGCCCCCGGCCAGCAGCAUCAGCACUCAACCCUCUCCUCUCAGCCCGACAGGACAACAGUCCCACCAACAGACUCGCCAUGAUCUCCAAGCUGGUGGUCCUCGCGGCGGCGGUGGCGGUGGUCGCCUCCCAGGCGGCGCAGUACCCGGCGGGCGUCAGCCCGCACCUGUGCCCCAACUACCCGCACUGCGACAACGCGCUGCUCGCGCUGCACGCCCAGGGCGCCGCCAACGCCCCCGUGCACGCGGCCGCGUACGCACCCGCGCCCAACUACAACAACUACAACCCGGCGCCCAACUACAACAACUACAACCCCGCCCCCGCCUACAACCCUUACAACGCCGCGCCCGCCGGCGUGCCCGCCGCGGCCCAGUACCCGGCCGGAGUGUCGCCCGCCUCCUGCCCCAACUACCCCUACUGCUCCGGACACAUCGGCGCCCCCGGCCCCGUCGCCGCGCCGCCGCUGCCCGGCUUCUCCUCCAGGCAGUACCCCGACGGCAUCUCCCCGUCCACCUGCCCCAACUACCCUUACUGCCACUAGAGCCGUACCCGCCCUUCCCUGGGCCGGCGUGCCCCUUCCCCUCUCCC
This is a messenger RNA of Frankliniella occidentalis (western flower thrips), 627 nucleotides long. RefSeq names its product cuticle protein 1-like. The coding region runs from base 119 to 580 and encodes 153 amino acids. The transcript has 2 exons. NCBI's taxonomy places the organism in Eukaryota, Metazoa, Arthropoda, Insecta, Thysanoptera, Thripidae. Gene Ontology annotation, molecular function: structural constituent of cuticle. The record is from RefSeq and is a predicted model, not a curated record.